Molecule: messenger RNA, 1682 nt
Organism: Musca domestica (house fly)
Lineage: Eukaryota; Metazoa; Arthropoda; Insecta; Diptera; Muscidae
Product: cytochrome P450 4e2
Exons: 8
Coding region: 77-1654 (525 amino acids)
Molecular function (GO): heme binding; oxidoreductase activity, acting on paired donors, with incorporation or reduction of molecular oxygen; monooxygenase activity
Source: RefSeq, a predicted model, not a curated record
CGAUUAAAUUAAAAAAAUGUAUUUAUAUGGAAUAAGUUAAACAUUAAAUAAAUAAUUUCAAAAAUAAAUAGAAAAUAUGCUAUUGUUAUUAUUAAUUCUAAUACCCGUGUUGUGGAUCGUUUACAAGGAACAAUUCUAUGCCAGAAAACGUCGAAAAAUCGCACAUACCCAGGGUCCAAAGAUGUUGCCCUUCAUUGGAAAUGCUCAUCAGUUAGGGAAGACACCGCACGAUAUUUUAAAUUUUAUGUUUGACAACUUUUACAAAUACAACCAUCACAAUUUUCGGGUCUGGAUUGGUUACUAUUUGAAUAUUUUCGUCACAGAACCCCAGGAUGUGGAGUUCAUUCUCUCCAGCUCUAGUCUUAUCAAAAAAUCCGACAUCUAUGAAAUGACUUUUGAUUGGCUGGGCGAUGGACUGCUGACGGGUUCCGGACCGAAAUGGCACAAACAUCGCAAGAUCAUAACACCGGCAUUUCAUUUCAAAAUUCUACAAGAUUUCCAUGAGGUUAUGAAUAAAACUUCCAACAAAUUUAUGGAAAAAUUGAGGGAGGCCUCGAAAGGGGAUAACAUUUUUGAUUUUCAAAAUAUGGUCAACUAUUUUACAUUGGAUGUCAUUUGUGAUACUGCCAUGGGUGUCAGCAUCAAUGCCAUGGAUAAUCCCCAUACCGAAUUUGCCAAGGCUGUGGAAUACAUUUGUGCCAACAUUAACAUGAGGGCAUUUCAUCCCCUCAAGCGCAGCAAACUGACAUAUCAAUUCUUUCCGGAAUACCAGGAUUACUGCAAGGCUGUGAAGACUCUAAAGGAUUUUACAUUUGAUGUCAUCGAGAAACGCAUAAAACUCCAUCGGGCCCAGGAAGAAAACAAAACCCUUGACAGUGGCCAUGAUGAGUUUAGCAAGCCCAGAAGGGCAUUUUUGGAUACACUUCUCUCCGCCAGGGUGGAUGACAGACCCUUUACCACCCAGGAGUUAUAUGAGGAGGUGUCCACAUUUAUUUUUGCCGGUCACGAUACCACAUCCUCGGCCAUAUCCUUUGUCAUUUAUCUCCUUUCACGCCACCUAGCCGUCCAGGCCAAAGUCUUUGAGGAGCAGCAGCGCAUAAUGGGUGAACAUAUGAAACGUGAUGCCACAUUUCAGGAAAUUGCCGAUAUGAAAUAUUUGGAUAUGGUGUUAAAGGAAACCCUAAGGCUGUAUCCCAGUGUACCCAUGGUGGGUAGGCACACCGAAAAGGAGUAUAAUAUGAAUGGCAAACUAAUACCCGAGGACACUUCCCUAAACAUCUUCAUCAUGUCGUUGGGUUACAACGAGCAUAACUUCCCCGAUCCCUAUCGUUUCGACCCGGAAAGAUUUGCCGACGGCACUGAGGCCCAUAAACCCUUUGAGUUGGUACCCUUUAGUGCUGGCCUGAGAAAUUGUAUUGGCCAGAAAUUUGCCCAACUUGAAAUUAAAACUGUGAUAUCGAAAAUUAUAAGAAAUUUUCAAAUUCUUCCAGCCAUUGAUGAGUUGGCUUCCAAAGAUGGCUAUGUUAGUAAUAUUUUGGGGCCCUUGAGGGAGGAGCAGAGGCCGAAACUACAUAAAUAUGAACCGAAAUUGGAAAUGGUAUUGACAUUGAAAUCGGAAAAUGGAAUUAUGGUGAGAAUGAGAGAAAGAAAUUGAGAGAAAUAAAAAUUCCGUUUGAGGCUUA